Molecule: messenger RNA, 1651 nt
Organism: Pseudogymnoascus verrucosus
Lineage: Eukaryota; Fungi; Ascomycota; Leotiomycetes; Thelebolales; Thelebolaceae
Exons: 1
Coding region: 741-1262 (173 amino acids)
Source: RefSeq, a predicted model, not a curated record
CUACAGUACACGGGGGAGGUGAGGUGGAAUUUUCGUAUACAUACUCCCCCAGGCCCAUCUUGCUCAGUCUGUUCGCGGUGAUUCUUGUUAAAGAGACAAAGACGGCUUACCUUCGAAAGACAGAGACAAUACCAUAUCAGCUUCCAUAUCAGACACUACGAUACCAUACCAACUAUAAUACCAACUUCCAACUUCCUACCAACGACUACUACUUCUCACCCGCUCGGUACCUCGCCGCUUUCAACCAUCCUCAACUCUCGGCCAUUUUAUCACCCACCGCCAUCUCACCAACUUCACGUCUUAUACCCAAAGCAACGCACCAACCCGUCUGCAACCUCCCACAGACACACCGCUAGACAUCAUUCCACAACCCACAAAAAAACCAAGAAAACCAUCAAGACAUCCAGACCCCUCCGACUCACUCACCGCACCACCAUAGCAACAGCAACGCACCCAUUCGUUUGCAGCCGCCAGACAGCAACGGUAACCCACACAUCUGAGACAAAAAAACACCAACCGGUAAUCGAUCGGACGCGUGCGACCACCUUCCCAGCGCCGCGGGUUGUUAAUCGGGCCAUAUCUGGAUCGCAGUGUCAGUGCUGUCAUCGAUCAGACGGACACCGCACAGUGUGAUAUAAAUCGCCCUGCUCACCCACAUCGCUUGGUUGAAGCAGUCAGAUAGGCGAUUUACGAUAUCCACCCACCACCACCAUCACCACACACAACAAGGAUAGUCGAAAAUGUACUUCCCAUAUCCCCAGUUCUUCACCUCCUCCUCGGCAACAUCAUCAGCAUCCUCCUCAGCCGCCUCCUCACCCACAUCUUCAGCGCCGUCGACGCCCCGCUCACACCCAACAUCCUACCACGCCACCUCCCCCUACCAAUCCAGCACCACAUCCACCUCCCCCAUCUCCAUCUCCUCACCCUGCGCCUACCCAUCCUGGCCCACGCGCCCGUCCCUCCAAUCCUCAUCGCGCCAUGAAAACGCACCCUUCGCACACACAGCCGCGUCGAGUUACCUGUCCGACGACGAUCUGAGUCCGUUGGAUGAGGAGGAGGAGGAGCUGCUUGCGUUGCAAAGAGCGAUGCCGAUGAGGGCGUUGGUGGAUACGAGGGCGAUUAGGGAGGCGUUGGUGGAGGAGGGAGCGAGGAAGAAGGCGAGGAAGGUUAAGGUGGCGGGGAGGAGGGGGAGUGGUGGGAGUGAACGCGGGGAGAGGAGGGUGAAGUUGAGUACGAUUGUUGAGGGGAGUUAUGUUGGGUAGAUGCCGUUUGUCUACCUUGGGGAUGGUUUGGGGUGGUUUACUUCUCUUUGGCUUUGAUGGGAGCGAUCUUUUUUUUUAUUAUACCCUUUUUUUUCGACGAUGGAGGUCGGCAGCAACAGAGGAGGGAGUACUUCACAGUACGCACACAGCAUGGCUUGGGAGGCAUACAUCUUAAUUUUUUUCUUUGUCAUCAUAAUAUUUGCUUUUAUCAGCGAGCGAAGCGGCAUUGGAUGGGGACCUUUGAGUCUACUAGGUUGGGAGGGACGGAAGAAAAGCAUCUUUGGAGGUGGGAGCGAGGGAGGGAGAGACAGCUGGAUACCAAUGAUAUCGCUGUGGAUGUAGGUAGUAUAGCAUAGUUAGGAUAGGAUAGUUAAUAUGAUACCCCGAUA